AUGGUUGGAGGUGCGAGGUCCAAAGGGUGCUUGACAUGUAGACGCAGGAAGAUCAGGUGCGACCUGCAGCAACCAACGUGUCUACAGUGUCAUAGAUCGAAACGACGCUGUGGGGGUUAUGACCGUUAUCCUGUGUUUGUUGUGUAUACUAAGCAUGGGAUGGAGAAGCGUGAGGCGAUGAAGGAUCCGAUGCACACUGAGUUUCAAGACUCUUGGAAGCUCGAAAUUCGACCAGGUUGCGAAAACACGUCAUUGAUCUCUACGCCUGAAUCUAUGUUUGAAGACUCGACAGUGAAAAGCUUCCAAAGCAUGCCCACUGAGAGAUCGCGGUUCGUUAGUUGGGCAUACGAAAACUAUAUCAAAACUCUCAGUGCAAGGAACCAGUUCAAUCAUAUGCCAGUUGCCAGGUUCCUACGCAGCACUCUUACGCUUGCUGCAGAAGAUACGGCCCUAGAUACUGCAAUGCUAGCGAUAUCAUGCAGAAUGUCUGCUGUAUACCACACGGAUCAAACUCUCUUGAACAAGAGCAGACAGCUAUAUACGUGCGCGUUAGGAUUACUGCAACGAAAUCUUGCAUCACCAAAACUUGCGCUCACGGACGAGACAUUUGCGGCUACAUGUCUUUUGGCGCUGUACGAGCUUACGAGCCUGGAUAGAAAUGACCCUGAAGCUUGGAAAAGCCACGUGGCUGGUAUCUCGGCAGUCCUGCAGGCAAGAGGUGCCAAAAGACACAAUGGGGCAUUUUCUCGCGACGCACUUGAACAUUGUCGAUACAAUCUGAUGAUGCAAUGUAUAACCUCUCGCAAUGCCUUUGGUUUUGCCAGUGGGCAAUGGCUCGAUGAUCCAUGGAACGGUGCCAAAAAGCAAGUCGAGCAGCAAGUAAUGGAUGAAGGGUUUAGACUCGCUCAGAUCCUUCAAAUAAUUGACGAUGACAGCUUUUGGUGGGUAGAAAUUGAGAGCAUUCAAGAACUGCUGAGGAUGUGUGAAAUUGGUUCAUCCAGACUUUACAAAAUCAAAGCAAAGCACCUGCCAGGCCCAACGUCCCAUGAACUCCGCAAACCUCAACCGCCAGCCUCAGACAAGGAUCUAUCUCGAGGUGUCGAAACAGACUCACAAACUUCAAACAGACUUGUCCUUAGACAGACAGCGUCUGCCAUUCAGUUAGGUCUUUGCGAAGCGACUCGUUGUAUCAUGCAAAAGGUCCUGGAAUCCAGCUAUUAUGGCAUCACUCAUUGUGGUAGCAGUCGUUGGAAGAUCACCGACCCAGAAUCCUGCAUAGAGACCGAAGUCGUCAUUCUAGAAGACGGAAUGCAACUCGCUAAAGAGGUCGUCAGCAAUACCAACAUGAUAUUUAAUGAAUUCAGUGACCCAGAACUCCCGCCUGAAGCUAUCCGACUGCUUUUUCCGCUCAAAAUGUCGUCUCGAAUGCUCAAGUACUGCACAUCCUGCCCACAGUAUGAGCAGUGUAAUACAUUUAUAAACUAUCUUUCGGGAACAAAAGGCAGCAACUACGCUAAAGCACGCCCGAAGGAAUUCUUUGUGUAUGGAGGAAGCCGGCAGAAGAACAUUUCGGCAACAGAGGCAUUGUAG
This is a messenger RNA of Exophiala aquamarina CBS 119918, 1590 nucleotides long. RefSeq lists its product as uncharacterized. Gene Ontology annotation, molecular function: DNA-binding transcription factor activity, RNA polymerase II-specific; zinc ion binding. The transcript is spliced from 5 exons. Gene Ontology annotation, biological process: regulation of DNA-templated transcription. The record is from RefSeq and is a predicted model, not a curated record. The coding region runs from base 1 to 1590 and encodes 529 amino acids. Lineage: Eukaryota; Fungi; Ascomycota; Eurotiomycetes; Chaetothyriales; Herpotrichiellaceae.